AUGGCUGAAUUCAACCUUCAUAUCAAUGCAGGUGUCGCCGACUUUGACGAGAGCUCUAGAAUUUGUACACCGAAACCCGUGAAGGGCGAAAUCAACGUAAAAGCGUCAGAAGAGGCCGAAGGCUUCUAUGACUUUCAUUGGCAAGCCAAAGAAAAAGUUGCAGGUGCAAAUUUGGAGCCCAUUGAGCUAAUUUUAAUUCCUGGUGAGACCAGGUGGGUGCAGGUAAAAUCGUCCAAAAACGGACGUGUUUUCUGUCUUGUCUUUUCAUCUGGUGAAAAGUACUUCUUUUGGCUUCAAGAUGCGCUGGAAGGUACUACAAAACUCAAUGAAUUGUCAGACGCUGACAAAACUGUCACUGAAAAGCUCAAUGACAUUCUAAAGGUGGAAGAAGACGAAGUUGAAGACACGGCUGAAGACAGUAUGCACGUUGACGAGCAAGAACACCAAAAUCCACAGUCCGAACAGAAUAAUCUUCCCAUUGCUCACAUACGUGACUUUCUAGACAAAGAGCUUAUGGUAAGCUAUGUGCAAAACCUUUCACCGGACUCACCUCAGUUGCAAAGGCUGUUGAGCCAUCUCCCAGAAGAAGUCAAUAAGGAUAAAACUACGCUAAUUGAAUGUCUGCGGGGACCUUUUUUCGCUCAGACGAUAGAUACCCUUUCGCGGUCGCUUCUCGAAGGUCCGGAGGCUGGCUUUCUAGUUGCGAGUGGAUUCGGUUAUGAGUAUUCAGGAAACGGAGUUUUGGGCCUGAUCAAAGGAGCACGAUCCCAAGGUUUAAAAGAAAAAGAUGAGGCCACCUUGCAGAAAGAAAAUCAGUGA
Molecule: messenger RNA, 819 nt
Organism: Lachancea mirantina
Lineage: Eukaryota; Fungi; Ascomycota; Saccharomycetes; Saccharomycetales; Saccharomycetaceae
Source: the annotation of a GenBank genome assembly